UCAUUAGUAAGAAGCUUCACAGCACUGAAAGGUGAACGCGAUCUGUGACGUAGAUGACGUAUCGCGAGAUAACACGGGAUGAAUAUGGCUGCAGUUAAACUACAGAAGAGUGUCGUGAGUCAGGCUGGAAAACACACUGCUUCUGUCAUCUUUCUUCAUGGCUCAGGAGACACGGGGCCGGGUUUGCGCAGGUGGGUUUAUGAUGUGUUGGGACAAAACCUGGCAUUUGAAAACAUCCGGGUGAUUUAUCCCACAGCGCCAGCCAGGCCGUACACACCCAUGCGAGGGGCUCAGUCUCACGUGUGGUUCGACCGUCACAAGAUUUCCCAGGAUUGCCCGGAACAUUUAGAGUCUAUAGAUUCCAUGUGUGAUAAUUUAAGCGCCAUUGUCCAGGAGGAGAUCCGGGCAGGGAUCCCUAAACACAGGAUGGUUAUUGGUGGCUUCUCAAUGGGUGGGGCUAUGGCAUUACACCUGGUUUACAGGUACCACCAGGAUGUUGCUGGCAUCUUCGCACUGUCCAGCUUCCUUAACAAAGAUUCAGUUGUAUAUCAGGCAGUAGAAAAUGCAUCCCAACAGCCUCUACCUGAGCUCCUUCAGUGUCACGGCAAAGCGGAUGAGCUGGUUUUCCAUAGCUGGGCUGAGGAGACCUACUCACUGUUGAAGAAAGCUGGCCUCAGCACGUCUUUCCAUUCCUUCCCAGACCUCAACCAUCAGUUGUGUCGACAAGAACUGGAGUUACUACGCUCCUGGAUCCUGAAGAAAGUUUCCCUUUAGAGCAUCCUUAAGGCUGGACAAUGACCACUGCUUCCUUAUGUCCACCCUACAGUAAUCAUCCUUUUCUCUCCCUCAUGUUGUCACAAGAUGUCAUUUCUUUUUUGAGUUUUAUAUUUAAAUGUAAACCUUGAGGCAAACAGUAAAGGAAAACCAGUCAACCCGUUAAAAAUGUUAUUGAAACAGGCUUCUUCUGUUCAUCAAGGCUGCAUUUAUUUGACCAAAAAUACAGGACAGUUGUGAAAUAUUUUUAGUAUGUAAAAUGGCAGUUUUCUAUGUAAAUAUAUUAAAAGAUGUAAUUAAUUCCUAUGAUCAAAGCUGACUUUUCAGGAUCAUUACUCCAGUCUUCAAUGUCACAUAAUCUUUCAGAAAUCAUUCUGAUAAGCUGAUUAUUAUCAGUUUUUGUGGAAGCAGUGCUAAAUUUGUUUUUUCCAGGAUUCUUCAAUGAAUAGAAAUGUCAAAAUAUCAGCAUUUAUUUGAAUUGAUCAAUUGAAUGUUUCCUUGAUGAAUAAAAGUAUUAAUUUCUUUCAUAAAGAAGAAAGUGACAGAAUUUUUCACUAUUACUUUUAAACGAUCUGCUUAUUUGACUCUGAAUAAACUGUUAUGUUUCUUCUCUUCCAACUUUGUGCAUUGCACCUGCUGGAACGAAUGCGUUUAGCGCAAAAAAUCUGCCGUUUUUGCAACCAUCCACAUGCUUAAUCAGAGUUAAUAUAGCUGUAUAAACCUCGAUUCACCAGCAUGUGUUCCACCUCACAAAGACUCUACUUAUUGUGCACAUUUCAUAGCCUGUAGCGCUAACCACUUUAAAGUGUUCAGCGGAGCACAUUCUGCAGGCUGUGAUGACUGUUCCAUGGAGUCUGGUUUGGCCCGUAGAGCCUGUGGUCAGGCUGAAGCGGCAGGUAGAGCCAUCACACCGGAGGGGAGGAAUGCCACUCGGCUCUGUGGUUUGGAGCCGGAAUCCGGUCUCUUUGGCACCGGCCCGUUUCCUGCAGAGCGACGUAUCUCUCACUCCUGUUCUACCCAUUUUUUCCCCCCGCACCAUUAUUGCUCGCCACGAAAUCUGCUGUACAUGUGUUUGGAGGUUCGCUCGAACAGUAGCUUCAUUAAUGGUUAUUGGGAGGAAGUGGUUAGCAGGUUUUAAAGUCUUCUAGAUGUAGUGAGGCUACAGGCCAGUACCAACACGCACCGUCUGGACACUGAGCAUGACUUACCGACAGCGCUAAAAGGCCUUAAUUCAUCAUAGAUACUGCAAAUAUCAUCUGUAAUGGGCACAGUGAGAAUAUACACUUCCAGUCAGGAGUCCAAACACACAGACUCAUUCUUUACUACGACUGUUUUCCACAUGCUAGAAUAAUAGUAGUCAUCAAAAGUAUGAAAUGACACAAGUGGAAGUAUGGGAAUACUGUAGUGACCAAAUGUCUCAUAUUUGAGCUGCUUCUUUGUCUGGAUUCCAGCUGUGCUCACUUUGACUAUUACUUCAACCAAUUUUACAAGUUUGCAUGUACACUACUGUUCAACAGUUUGGGGGUCAGUAAGAUUUUUUUUUAAAAAAUAAGGAUGAAUUAAAAUUAAUCAAAGUGACAGUAAAUACAUUUAGAAUGUUACACAAAUUCUAUUUCAAAUAAAUGCUGUUCUUUUGAACUUUCUAUUCAUAAAAGAAUUCUAAAAAAGCUAAAAUUAAUCACCGUUUCCACAAAAAAAUGUUAUUCAGCACCACUUCAAAUUAGUAUAUUAGCAUGAUUUCUGAAGGAACAUGUGACACUGAAGACUGGAGUAAUGAUGCUGAAAAUUCAGCUUUGAUCACAGCAAUAAAUUACAUUUUAAACAUUUAAACAGAAAUAAGGUCUUAAAUUGUAAAAAAUAUUUCACAAUUUUACUUAUUUUUGAUCAAAUAAAUGCAGCCUUAUAAUUGCAAAAGGUAAUGAAAUUCAAUAAAAAAUACAUUCAAGUGUGUCUCAACAUUUAUACAGGAAUGGUUUGAGGUGAGGGAAAGAAAGACAGAUGGCUUUAUAGGGAUAUGUUCAACUGGACUACACAUCUGAAUUUGUGUAAUCUGUGUAGCGCUGAAACCCUACUGUAAUUGUUAGAAUGGUCACAGAUCAGUGAUCUCCAUGUAAGACUGAUUGUGCAGACCAAACCAUAAGUCGUAGAGACUUGAAAUUUGGAGGGGUGGUAGUACUCACACCCCCUGCAACGUGACAAAGGCUCACCCCAAUCGGCGCUACAGCGAUCAAAAGUAUAAAAUCACUCAUAACUCCAGGUUCGGUUGUGAGCCUGGCGAAAUUUUGGGGUAUUUCGCAUUUUUUGAAAUGCUACUUUUGCAAACUAGUCCUAGUCCUCGCCUGAUCGGAUCCAAACCAGUGCAGAAUGAUUCUCGGGAGACAGUUGGUGGUGCUGUAAGAGGGAAAAAACAUAAAAAUGGCUAUAUGAAAUGACAAAUUCAACCAUUGGUCUUGGUCUGAAGUGCCACGAGUGUCUACAAGGACAUUUGCGUAUCUCAAAAAACAUGGCCGCCAUUGGCCAAUGAAUUUUGAGCACCUGUUAGACAAAGUUAACAGAGGCCAAUCGGAGCGAAACGCUGUGGGCCUGUUCAACUCACAGCCCCAAAGGUCUGAGAGAAAUUUGAAAGAAAUUGACCACUGGUGGACGAUAACGCAUUUUUCAAGGGUGUAAACUGUCACUCAUACAAUUCUCUGGACUCUCUAGGCCAAUAAUUAUGAAAAAAAAUGUCCAAAUUUACCCAAAGUCCUACAGAGCUUAAAGGAAAACUCAAAAUUUCACCAACCUGCUGAGCACAUGUGACACAUGCAACCGCAGCUGGCGCUAUAACAGUCAUAAACGUUAAAAAAACCCUAAUAUUUCUACGGUAAAUUACUUGGAUCUGCCAAAAUGUAUUUUUUAAUUGAUUUGGGUGAGUACAGCCUUGCUAAAUAAUAUGUAAUGUCUUUUUCCUUGUAUGCUUAAAUGCCUUAAGCACUUGAAUCCUGGUAAUCACUGCUUGCAGCUAUAUUUCAUAUCUGUAUUUGUAUAAUGGGAUCUUGUUAACAGUUGUUGUUUUUUUUAUUCCACAUAAUUUCCUCCACACGUGACAGUAUUAGUGUGCUUGCAGUUCUCAGUUUGCAGAGUCAGCUAGAUUUUGCCAGUAAGUUCAUUUGAAAACGUCCCAGUGUGUUUGAUUUCCAUAGUUUACUUCAGUACAGCAACACAGAAACACACUCAGCUUGAGCACAGGAGAAAGAGCUGAAGUGUUCUAAACAAAACUUAUUUGCAUGACUUAUAUAUGCUCACUGUCAUUCCACUAUAUAAACUGUAUAUCCAGAAUGUUUUGGCAAUGGGAAGCCAUUUUUUUACUCUGCCAAUGAGGCUUGUUAAAUUCAGUUGAGUUCCAAAUCUUAUGUAACAUCCUGAUCUUUUCAUUAGCAUAUUAAGAGCUGUAUCAGUUGCUGUGAAAACAUCCUGCACACUGGACAAUUUUUCUAAAUCAUGCAGAAAGGCUUUGAAAUGUUUUUCAGUGUUGUUCACAGUAGCUCAUUCAGUGCUGUUAGGUUAGUUGUUUGGGGGUUUUGCUGAUGAGAGAGAACCGGACCUGCCGUUACGCAAGAAUAAAUCUCAGUACUGUUAAUGAAUAAAUCUCAGUACUGUUAAUGAAGUAACAAGGAACUGCCGUUAGUGCAUAUCAGCCCACAACAAGUGCUUAAAGUAUUUCAUUUCUUUAUAUUAAAAUACUUUUUCCUAUCCAGGCUUAGUAUAUAGUCAAUAAGACAUUCGCACAUUGAUUAAUAAACCAUUUAAAUUACAAUAAUGAGCCUUCAAUUGCCUACAUGGCCUAGUAAGCGUUUAAGCGCAUACAUAAAACUUGCCACAGCACACCGGCAUACGUAAUGACUAUGAAUUUGUCAGGGAAAAACACUAAGGUUGCAUCAACAUUUUAAUAAUUUAUUGAUAAACCAGUGCCUUCUUUGUUUUCGCCUUAAGAGAUGAAGUCGCCAACACUGACUCGUCAUCUCCGCAGUAGUGGAUGCGCCUGUUUCAUAUGGAUUAAUUAAUCUCAGAAUAUUUGUUUUCCAUUCGGUUUAUUUGAAAGUAGACAUUUUACUCUCUACCGAUAUAUUUUUCAUGUCUGUAAAGUGAGAUUACACAGAGUUUCAGAGUUUCGCGCUCAUAUUCACAGAGACCGAGACGGCAGAAAGCGCAUCCUGUUUGCUUUCAUUAUUUUACAAAAACGCAACGUUUCGUUGUUAUUGUGAGUAGAGUCUUUAGAGAUUAAAAAGAUGCAUUACUCUUAUCUGCAUGA
This is a messenger RNA of Labeo rohita (rohu), 5065 nucleotides long. It is a transcript of the gene lyplal1, whose product is annotated as lysophospholipase like 1. The record is from RefSeq and is a predicted model, not a curated record. Gene Ontology annotation, molecular function: carboxylic ester hydrolase activity; palmitoyl-(protein) hydrolase activity. Gene Ontology annotation, biological process: protein depalmitoylation. Lineage: Eukaryota; Metazoa; Chordata; Actinopteri; Cypriniformes; Cyprinidae. The transcript has 5 exons. The coding region runs from base 79 to 774 and encodes 231 amino acids. Gene Ontology annotation, cellular component: cytoplasm.